AGUGGUUUUACACGGAGCUGAUUCAGUGGAAAUCAUGCGACGAAGGAUGUGUAUUAGCAAGUUUUCGCAGUACCCUAGAUGAUUUAUUAUAUCCAUCAUCAUUCGUCGGUUCGAUGGCAGGAAUGGACAUAGACUUAUUAAUGGAACCAACAAAUCUAUUUCCAGGAACAAUUUCGCCAAAGUUAGAGGUUAGUACUAAAACUACAGUUGAAGAAACCUUCUUUGAUCUUCAGUCGGAUAGUUCAAGAACAACACUGGUAAAAUCGAAACCGACGAUAUCAAGACCACCGCACCAGAAAGGGUUCCCGAGAAGAGUUUGCCACUCCGUUGCAUUCAGCAGGGCUCAAAAAAAUAUACCGUUAAAGAGAAAGGCAAGGCCUCCCUUCAAAUAUUCCAAAGUAUCAGACGACUUGAUUUUGAGGACUAAUCCCAAUAUAGUUUUGGGAGGUGAUCAAUCUGAUGCCGAUAAAGCUUCAACUAUUUCGCACUGCUAUUGCGCAUCUAAAAAGUCGAAGAGUGCAAAUUCGCAAAUGAUAGGGAACUGGCUAGCACAAACCUAUCAGGAAGGCCGUGGUAAAGUACACAGUAAGACCGAUAAUCACAAAGAAACCUGUUCUCUGUGCACCAUGUAUGACGGUUAUUUCAUCUCCAAUUGUCCUAAACCGAAAAGUUCGCGCCAUUCGUGGGUAACAAGCAGAAGUAAGCCUCCAAAGUUGUGUUGGUACUGUAAACAAAAUUACUCCGAAACAUAUCCGACAUCGGCAUUUAAAAAUGGGUCUUCAUGUAAAUCAGAUGUGUCCGAUAGUUCCAGGAAAAGAGUUUGUUUUUGUUCACCAACCGAGAAAGCGAGUACUUUAGCCCAGCGAUUGCAUGAUAAAUUAUCCAAGACACUCGAUACCAAUAGCAGACUUUUUCAAAGAUGCAUUGAUUUUGACGAUUGCUAGGAUACAAAUUUUUAAGGAAACUUGCAAAAAAUUACCUGGCAUUCAUGUGAUAAGACGAGUGGAAUGUACAAGAAUCACCUCGCAUUCUUUAAUUCAUGAAUAUGUGGACCGCAUGAUAGGAUACUAGAGAUAAAUUAUUUGUAGUUGUCAUAUACUUAAAAUAAAACAUAUAAAAAUGUA
Molecule: messenger RNA, 1124 nt
Organism: Leptinotarsa decemlineata (Colorado potato beetle)
Lineage: Eukaryota; Metazoa; Arthropoda; Insecta; Coleoptera; Chrysomelidae
Biological process (GO): spermatogenesis
Cellular component (GO): sperm head-tail coupling apparatus
Molecular function (GO): myosin light chain binding
Source: RefSeq, a predicted model, not a curated record